This is a messenger RNA of Phialemonium atrogriseum, 1214 nucleotides long. RefSeq lists its product as uncharacterized. The transcript is spliced from 2 exons. The coding region runs from base 225 to 875 and encodes 216 amino acids. NCBI's taxonomy places the organism in Eukaryota, Fungi, Ascomycota, Sordariomycetes, Cephalothecales, Cephalothecaceae. The record is from RefSeq and is a predicted model, not a curated record.
GACGGCGCUUGCGCUGGUCUCUCCGGGUCUCCCUCAUGAAGGACGCCGAUUGGCUUCCAUCCCGACCAGCCUAAGAGAAGCGCCAGGCCCAUCCUGAAGAGCCACUGUGAAUCCAGACCCGCGAAAUGCUAAGUCCAGCUAGUGACAAUUAGGUAGGUAGGUAUUGCACCGUGUGCACCUCGCCGAUUUCGAGCUGUGGCAAGUCGCUUCCUUUUCCCCACGCUAUGGGGCUGGCGUGGCGAACUUUCUCCUCGGGCGCAGUCGCGAGGGAGGUAUUGUACAUACAUGCCUCAACGGUCAGCAGUCACGCUGAGGGGCGAUCCCCUCUUCUCCCAGCUGAUCACCCGUAUUACCACUCAAGCGAGAGGACGGUUUUCCAAGGUAGUCUGGUUCAAAAAGAUCCCCCUCUUGAUUUGUGUGCAUCUCUCCUCACCGGACAUCUCCCCCGGAAACACCGUCCCACGUUGGCAUUCAUAACCACUAACGGCUCUUCGUAUGUACCAUCAUGCUCCGCGUCAGCUGGCACCUGCGGGCGUGUACCGCCACCGAGCUUGUGCAACCGGGGGGUUUCACCCUCGAGAUCAGGCAGUUCCCUAUUCACCAACGUCGCUACCUGUUUGCUCGGCUACGCGAUACCCGUACUAGCUCGCGGCGUGUCCUGGGUCUAUUGGGCCUCGUGCAGUGCUUUUCCGCCGCCUUUACUCCUCGCCGCCCAAUCGCUCUGGCAGGAAGUGCAAGGCGGGAAUGCCAAGGCUAAUGCCACAGACGGAAGGCGCAGCUGCCGUCCUUCACGGAGCCUCUCCAAUCUGCCGGACCGUGUCUUACUGCGGAAUAGGAAGUACGACGCCGCAAUGGGAAGAAAAAGAAAUAUCUAGGGGGGGGGAACGAUAUCCGACUAGCUGCAAGAUCCAGGAUACAUCACUUUCUUCAAUCAAAAGAAGUAUAAUACCAACAUUCCGAUUGGUAUUUCCCAAAGAAGUCUAAUUAACGCCUCGAUGGGCAAACUACCAAUCUUGCCUGAAUCAAGCCCUAUUGCGCUGUGGAACGGAACGGGAUCGAAGAAAGAGGCGGACCAACUUCCAGCCACUUAAACAGCAAUCGCCUGCAUAUGCAAGGAGAGCGACAUAUUGCCCUAACAACGAGGCCCAGCCCCAUGAGCUAGUAAAUCCUCGCGAAUUUGCGAGGUGGGGAUAACGAAGCGCGUUCGGGACUAU